Molecule: messenger RNA, 558 nt
Organism: Exserohilum turcica Et28A
Lineage: Eukaryota; Fungi; Ascomycota; Dothideomycetes; Pleosporales; Pleosporaceae
Exons: 2
Coding region: 1-558 (185 amino acids)
Source: RefSeq, a predicted model, not a curated record
AUGCGACCUGAAACACCGCAACUCCCCCUGAUAGCCGUAUCAGCCCCUCGCCUGCUUGCUUCAAAACACUUUUCCAAGGCUCGAGAGCUGCUGCGCCUGCUGCUCAUUAACAUACCCCUCCUCCGCCUCGUCGACUCCUCCAAGCUGCUGUCUACGCCUCCACGACCUCGUCUUGCGCGCGCCACCACCACUCGACUACCCAUUGCUUACUCUGGACCCGACAUGUCCAUGUUUCAUCUCCCGGCCCGGAAGCGAGAACGCGAUGUCGACUCGGAUUCUGAUUGGGACCUAGACAGGUAUCCCAAAAAAUCCCGACCUGCGCCCGCCGACCACGCCGGCCCUGAGCCAUUGCAGUGCUAUGAGCAGACAACGCUACCCCACCGCCCCUCGCACACGCCCUCGCCGCCUAGGCUGUUUACCGACAUCCGCUCCAUGACGCCCGCCUACUCGGACUAUGGAGGGGAGUGCGGGACUAUCAGUGUGGGAGUGCGAGUGUGCUCGUCUGUCACUCAGGAGCACGGCUUGGCGGACAUGCAGGCCCGGGCGGAGUAUCGAUAA